Messenger RNA from Cyclopterus lumpus (lumpfish), 3024 nucleotides. It is a transcript of the gene tp53i13, whose product is annotated as tumor protein p53 inducible protein 13. The record is from RefSeq and is a predicted model, not a curated record. Gene Ontology annotation, cellular component: cytoplasm. Lineage: Eukaryota; Metazoa; Chordata; Actinopteri; Perciformes; Cyclopteridae. The coding region runs from base 263 to 2170 and encodes 635 amino acids. The transcript is spliced from 8 exons.
ACGGAAACGACGCGUAUCGCACACUGGCGAACUAGCUAGUCAUGGAAGUACACGGCACUCUUUAUGACCACUUUAGGGUGAGCUUCUCUUACCGUUUAGACUUUUUAAUUUAAUGCGACGUAGAGUAACGCGCCCAAUUUAAAGAAGACAACCGACGCACGGCCUUCUUUAACCCCCCCCCAAAAAAAGAAAAGUUGUUUUGAAAUAAUGAACGGUCAGUUCUUUGUCAGCCACUCGGUUGCUAGAGGACCAAAGGGACGCCAUGACAGCGGCUUUAAAUAGGCGUCCGGCCACACUGACGGUGACGGUGCUGGCCGCGUUGUGGGUCAGUUCGGUUCGGUGCCGCGUCGUCGGGUCUCCCGGACCGGGAUGCGACAAUGGAAAGCUGUCUUUGGACAGGGACCUGCCAGCGGACGCUGUUUAUUGGGACUGUCCUGGGUCUACAUGGCCAGAGUCUUCUCAGGUAACCAUGGAUACAACCGACCAUCUCUGGCCCAGUGUUGACACAGUGUAUGAUCCUGUGCCAGCCAGGCAGAUCUGCAUGGAUAAAUCUAUUUCCUACAACCAUACCAUUCCCAACAGUGGAGCGUACAGACCAGUAAGGGCAGAGAGUGGAGAAUACUUGUACUGUCCUCCUCAACGGUGGCUCAAUAACUUGCACCACGGAGCGACCGUGUUGCUCUACCACCCCUGUGCUCCUCUCCGCGAGCGACUGCUUCUGUCUGUCCUGGCCCGCUCCUGUCUGCCAGACUACAUCGUGACCUCACACCCUCGGCUCAGUGAACACACGCCAGUGGCCUUUGUGUCGUGGGGUCACACCUUGGAGAUGUCCACCGCGGCAUCGUCAGACGUCUAUGGCUGGCUGGAGACCACCACAUCCACGAGAAGAAAGAAGGUUGUUGGUGUGAACCCGAGCAGGAAGUACAACCUGCUGUUGACCCGGUCAGCUGAGCAGCGCUGGCAGCAAGACGCACAUCCAGAGGAACGCUCCGCAAAAAUGAAGGAGUCUCUGAGGCAAUGCUUUGAGCGGACCAUCUCCUCUCAGCUGACUGGAGCGAUGGAGACCGAGCCGGAGUCCAACGUGAAGAGAGAAAGCUUGAAACUAACGAAAGAGAAAGGCAAACGCAGGUGGAUAAGAGCCGCCGUUAAAGAAAUACGGGAGGAUGGUGAGGAAGGGAACAAGAGAGCAGACACAAUAACACACCUGAACAACAGAACCACCACCAUCAGCAGGACACGGGACAUCCAGAACUACAACUUCACGCUUGGACCAUCUACAGAUUCCCCUCUGGGGAGCAGGACUCUCUUAGACACUCCAGAAGCUCCCUCUCAGUCAAAUCAGGACCUUACACCCAGGUCAACGACUCCUUUGGGGACAAAUAUGUCAAGGACUACACUCACAAGUGAUCCUCAGAUAAGCAGGCUGACCCCGCAGACAGCGGCACGGCAGCCCAGUCCGAAACGUACUGGCAUCGUAAACCCUCUCGCAGAUGGUGUGAACGGGGAGCAUCGCCAGACUGCCGGGCCUGAAGAUGAAGAUGAAGGUAACGACUCAGUCGAGCAGAGAGACGACAAAGACUUUGCUAAACACAGCCUGAAAGACAAAGACGACAAUAAAGACAACGCAGCAGGAGGCAGCAGGAGGGAUAACGAAGUGGUAGAUGUUAAAGAGAGAGAGUUGGAACACAAGCAAACACACAGCGACACACACCCCCGUCACGAGAGUGAAACCGUUUCCAAAACCCAAUCGGAGACUCGGCCCGAGCCACAGCGACACCGGAACCCGCAGUCGUCCAGUCACCUGUCCAACAGCCCCGACUGCGACGGCUGCAAAGCAGGCGGAGGCUGCGAAUGCGACGAGGACUCGGGGGCCUCGGACGCUGUGAAUAAGGGGCUGCCGAGGACCCCGAGGACCGACGAGGCGGUGUGGGCAGCAGCAGCACUGGGCUUCCUGCUGAUUCUCCUGACACUGUCGGUGCUACACACACGCCUGUACCGCCACUGGAGGACCACGCCCAGUCUUUACUGGCGCCACCCAGAGCAGGACUACGACAGUGUGGCAGAUGUGAUCCGCAGGAGGCUACGGAUUGCAAACAAGAGGCGGAAACGGGGCAGAAGGCGGGAGUGUGUUCUUCUGCCUAGUUCCUCCAGCUCAGAUGAACUUCCAUAGGAGAAUGAAGGACACCCAGGAGUCAUUGCAUGUAGAGACGGUGAAGAGACUCUGUCAAUGAAAAGAGACUGAAACUCAUCAUUUGGGCAGCAUUCCUAAUAAUCAAUCUAUCGAUACAGUAUACAUAGCAUACAGCAGCGAUUCUUAACCACUGGCGAGGCUCAGAGCGUCAUCUAGUGGGCUGAGACGGUACUGGGAAAUGAUAAUGUCAAAUUAAAGAAGAAAGAAAACGGUAAUUUAUAAAGCUAGCUAUUUUUUUAAUCUAAAUGGAGUCAAUGGGUUUAUCUGACAGCUGGACUGGACCACCACAAUCAGAACAAGUUGCUGGAUAACGUGGAAGCUGAACCUGAAUUUCCACAUAACUGCUCCAGGGUCAGUUAGAGCCUGAAUGGAGCCUUUUUACACAUUUUCUUUAGAUUGAGACCGUCAUUAUAUUUACCUCUCCUUGUGUUUUUUUUGUUGGACCAUCCAAAAUGAGCAUUGAGUUAUGAAAAGCCAGAAGACCGAGGUCAAAAAGCAUCAAAUAAUAUUUUAUUGUUUUUGUACAACUUCUUCCAAUGCAUGUGUCUGGUCGUACUGCUUAUUGUGCUCCAUGUAUCACAACAAUAUUUGACAAUUCUUCUAUCAGAGGAUAAUUUUUUUUAUUGUGCUCCAUUUUGUCAACGUUUUGAAUAAUGUCGCUUUUACCCGUGAAGGUUUAUUAUGUGAAUAUGUAAGUUGCUGUUGUAAGCAACGCCGUGCGCAGCGUGUUUUUCAAAGACAAUAAAUUCCACUCUGUGGAAACGUUCUCAUAUCUUUUAACACAAAUGUGUUGGCCUUAAAGGAGUCGCGAUGAUGAUAUGAACCGAUCAGGA